AUGGAAGUAGGAGAUGUUUACAUUUUGCGAGUUAAUAAUAUAAAUAAGGAAUCAUCGAAUGUUUUAUGGGGUAUGGGAUUUGAUCAAUUAAGGUUAGACGAGAUAAAACACAAAAAAAAAGUCAGAGUUUUGUCUCAAAUGCAAAAAUUACUUUUAAUGACUCCCGGAACGGAACAAAACCUUUGCUGGCGUGGAAACCGAGAUAGGACCAUGCGAAUGAGCAACAACAGCAAACAUUUCUCUAGCACUUAG
Messenger RNA from Clunio marinus, 252 nucleotides. NCBI's taxonomy places the organism in Eukaryota, Metazoa, Arthropoda, Insecta, Diptera, Chironomidae. The record is from the annotation of a GenBank genome assembly.